This is a messenger RNA of Paramecium tetraurelia, 1551 nucleotides long. RefSeq lists its product as uncharacterized. Gene Ontology annotation, cellular component: cytosolic [4Fe-4S] assembly targeting complex. The record is from RefSeq and is a predicted model, not a curated record. Lineage: Eukaryota; Ciliophora; Oligohymenophorea; Peniculida; Parameciidae. Gene Ontology annotation, biological process: iron-sulfur cluster assembly. The transcript has a single exon. Gene Ontology annotation, molecular function: protein binding.
AUGAGAAAACAAUAUAUAUAAACAGUAAACUUGAUGCAAUAAAAAUUUUUCAAGAUUAUCUAGAAAAUACUAAAUCCUUAGUUUUACAAAAAUUUGAACAAAUCUUAAAUCAUUUGGAGUUAUAGAAAAAAACAUUGCUUGAAUUAAAUUAAAAAUCUUCCUAUUAUAGUCUUUUAGAAGAAAUUGAUAAAAUUAACAUUCCGAAUUAAUAUUUGUUUUCGAUUGAGAAAAAAGAAUUUAUAGUAUAAAUUAAAGAAUUUAAUAACAACUUUUUCAAAAAAAACUCAUCAAAAUGUCGAAUUCUUAAAGGACUUAUUAAAUGAUGAAUAGGCUUAAAUCAUGAUUCAUAACAUUAUUAGCCAAAAUGAAGAAGUCAAUCCUGAUACCCAAGAAGAAAGUAAUCAAUCUUUAAUUAGUGAGAAUAAAUUCUUAUAUACGCCUAGCAAUUCAUAAAGUUUAAUUACUAAAAAUAGUAAUGAAUAGUCAGAAAAUUUGGCAUCCAAUAUUUCAUCAAGGGUAAUUGCUAAAGAGGAAAGUAAUGAAAAAUCAGAGACUAUAAAUUAUAAAUUAAUUAGUUCAACUUAAUAGAAGGAAAUUUGUACUGGUAUUGCAAUUAAUAGGGAUGGUUCUCUUAUAGCUGCAUCAUGCAAUAAUGAUAUCAAAAUAUGGAAAUUUAAAGAUGGAAUUUUGAUUGAUUAAAAAAUUCUACUAAAAGGGCAUGAGAGCGUUGUUUUUUGUAUUAUAUUCAGUAAGAAAAUUGAUUGGUUUUUAUCAGGUGGAAUGGACAAUUCAAUUAGAUGUUGGAUUGAUAGAAAUAAAAAAUCAUGGUUUAGUUCUCAUAGCUGGGAGGGUUCAAAAGCGUAUACAUAGCAUUCUAAUUCAAUCUUAUGUUUGCUAUUGAAUGAAAAGGAAGAUGAACUCUUAUCUUCGAGUAGCGAUCAUUCAAUUAAAAUUUGGAGUGUUAAGAGUGGUGAUAAUUUAAUUGAGUAUAAAUAUUCUCUAAACAAACACAAAAAUCAAGUAUUUUAGAUAUCUUUGAAUUCAACUGAUACUGAGAUGGUAUCUUGCAGUGAAGAUAGAUCUAUAAUAAUCUGGAGUAAAAAUGAGAACAAUAAAUGGGAGUUCAAAUAUAUUAUUAAUCAAGAUGUAGAUGAAUAUGGACUGAGAAUCAAUUUUUGUUCAGAUGAUACGAUUAUAUGGUGUUAAAAUUCAAAACCAAUAGCCCAGGUUUUUAAAUUUGAAAAUGGAAUUUUCUAGCAUAAGCCUGAAUUAAGUAUUAAAUUAAAGCCCUUUGUUGAUUCAGAAUUUGGAAGUGACUAUUGUUUCUUCCCUUCAAAAUAUAAUUCUUCAACACAAACUUUAAUUCUUAAUUAAAAUAAGUAUAUUUAUAGAAUUAAAAAAUCAAAAAAUGAUUCCUUUUAUAUAGAUGGCGAUGUGAUUGUAAACAACGCAGCAAGCUGCUAUGGAACAAUUUAAGAUGAUCAGAAAUAUAUAGUCAUUUGGAAUAAAGAAUCUUCUUAAAUGCAAGUUUAUAAGGCCUGCUAUGAAUGA